Molecule: messenger RNA, 1385 nt
Organism: Notodromas monacha
Lineage: Eukaryota; Metazoa; Arthropoda; Ostracoda; Podocopida; Cyprididae
Source: the annotation of a GenBank genome assembly
UAUCCAUUUGUCUUAGUACCGUAAAAUACAAACACAUAAUUAAAACCAAAAUCAGUUUGAAUCUUUUGUGUUGUACCUGUUCAUUCGUUUUUCUGGUUAGCUGUGAGUUUAAUAUGCAUUGUUUUUUCAGAAAGUUCCGUGACCUUGAUUUAUAUUCAAUAGUCGUGUUCUGGAGGGAAAUUCAUUUUACCGGUUCCUUCGGUCGGAGUACUCCGUGCCCGCCCUCGUCGUGAUUGUAACUUCAGUCUUGGGACCGACUACAGUCUUACAUUCAACGGCUUUAUGAACGAAGUUAUCUGUGCCCGACUCGCAGCUGUGUUUAAUUGGUGAUGAAAAAUUUAAUAUAGUGUUCUUGUGCGACCAUUCUUUAAAUUGAUACUGGGAAUUUGGCGUACGUGGGUUGCCGGGAUCUCCGAACCCGAACAAGAAUUUCUGCUUUUUAGAAACUCCUGAUGCAAAUGUGUAUUUUUUUAUAUACUCGGAAGUGCCGGUGAGCGAUUUGUUGGGGCAGUUUCGCAGAUUCCCCGCACGUGAAGAUAAGGGUCAAAUCAGUCAAUGAUAAUGGCCAGCCUGUCGGAGAUGGAGAAGGACAUUGCCGAGCUAAAACUUUUAUUGGAUGGAGCAUCUCGUAUGCGGAUCAAGAAUAUUUUACAGUCCGAACUCACGAAGGCGCGGGCUGAACUUGAGUCAUUGCAACGAGCCGCAACUCGAGAUGCUUCAUCGAAAGAAGCUUCAUCUCUGAAAGCGUUGUGCACGGUGAAGCUUACCAAUUAUGCUUGGGAUCAAACGGAUAAAUCCGUCAAAAUUUAUCUGACAAACCUUCCGGGUAUUGGUGAUCUCCCUGCGGACAGCGUUUCAUGUGGUUUUGAAGACCGGUCUGUGAAUGUCUUGAUCAAAGGUUUGAAUGACAAGAAUUAUUCCUUCAGCUUACUGAAGCUGUUGGAAGAAAUAAAACCAUCGCAAUCAAGUUUCAAGGUCAAGGAAAGUAGCGUCAUUUUAACAAUGCCGAAGAAGAUUUCUUCACGAUGGGCUCAUUUAUUAUUUUCGGAAAAGAAAGCGGAGGACAAGCGUUUCGAUAUGCCAGAUGCUGAUGAAGACCCCUCUGCAUCUUUAAUGAAACUUAUGAAGAAAAUGUAUGAUGAAGGUGACGAUGAGAUGAAAAGAACACUCACGAAGUCGUGGUACGAGUCGCAAAAUAAACAGGAUCGUCCUUUCGGUGUCUGAUUUUUCAAUGUGUUUGAUGGGCAUCUCUUGAACUUCCGCACUGUUGAUUUCCUUUCACCAAUUUAUGGUGCGAAGUGCGUUUUCAUUUUUGUCUGAUCAGCUCUUUGGUGUGCGGUAAUCCAGUUGAACUGCUUUGCCAGAAAUACAUUUUUCGAGUUGUA